ACCCCGCGCGCGGCGGUCGCAAAACUUGCGCUUUCCUCCCGCCCGCCGGCCGCCGCCGCCGCCUCCGCCCCCUUUCCACCUCCGGCGCGCCGCACAUGCUCCCCCGCCUCGCCCGCGCGCACCGCCGCGUCCUCCUCCCCACACCUCGCUCCCUCUCCACCUCCACCACCACCACCGUCGCCGCGCCGGCGCCGCUCUCCGCCGCGGAGCUCGAGGCGCUGCUCCGCCGCGACCACUACUCCGCCUCCACCCGCCGCUUCCACUCCCUCCUCCCGCUCCUCUCACACCCCUCCCUCCUCCUCGCCUCCGCCCUCCUCCUCCGCCACCGCUCCCACCCCUCCCUGCCCUUCUCCGACCAGCCCCCUCCUCUCCCCACCACCACCACCACCGCCGCCGCCGCCGCGCCGCCCUCCCCCUCCUCCCACCUCCGCCUCAUCCUCCCCUCCCGCCUCAAGGGCCGCCCGCUCCCGCUCCCGUCCCUGCCGCUCCGCCUCGCCAUGCUCUCCGCGGCCUCCGCCCUCGACGCCGUCUUCGCCCCGCGCGCCGCCACCUUCGCCUACCGCGCCCGCCACGCCGCCAUCCGCUACCUGCGCUCCAUCCCCAACGCAACCUGGUUCUUCCGCGUCGCCAUCCCGCGCCAGCCCUUCGCCCCCCGCCACGUCCGUCGCCUCCUCGACGCCAUCUCCGGCAAGGUCGACGACCCCGGGUUCCUGGACUAUCUGCGCGAGCUGUUCCUCUCCGAUGCGGUAGCCUUCGAGCUCGGCGGCUCCGAGCUCUGCCGCGGGCUCCCGCAGGAGUCGGAGCUCACCAGCACGCUGCUGAACAUAUUCUUUGAUCCUGUGGAUAGAGAGGUGAUGGCCCUCCGGGAGGAGGUGCACAAGAAGAAUCCCAGAGUCAAGGAUGACAGCGUUCGGCAUACGCCUGUGAGAGUGUACGCCGUCCGGUAUCUCGACGAGACGAUGGUUGUGACCUCUGGGUCGAAGAUGCUCACACUUGAGGUCAGAGAUAGGAUCCUCACAGUGUUGGAGAGGGACUUGGAGGUGAAGGUUGACAGGUUUGGUAUCUCAGUUCACAGUGCAGUCUCAGAGAAGAUGGAAUUCCUGGGGAUGGAGUUCCAAGCCGUGCCGCCGUCAGUCUUACACCCUCCCAUGUCUGAGAAGGCGAAGAGGGCAAGGAAGAUGUAUCUGAAGAGGAAGGCAGCGGAGGCGCAGGAGCUGAAGAAUGCUCGGGAGACACGGAGGAAGAAGCUUGGGUUGAAGAUACUGAACCACUUGUUCAAGAAGAUGAGGCGUGGGCAUGAGUUUGAGUUUGCCUUCCGAAUUGAGGAUGAAGUGCGGAAGGAGUUCAAGGGUUGGGCAGAGGAGACAGUGGCCGAAUACUUCAAGUCGCAGGAGCAUCGCCGUCAUUGGCACCGAUUGUUCACAUCUGGUGACUUCUUCUCACUGAAUAGGGUGAGGGAACAGUUGCCAUCAGCACUGGUGGACUCCUAUGAUCAAUUACAGGAAACACUCGACAGGUUCUUGAUGCCGAGGAGGGGGCAUGACAUAACUGAGGACGAGGAGAUGCUAGCAGAGGAGGAGGAUGAGAGACAAUAUGAGAAGAGGAUUGUUGAGGACUUGACAGAGUUGAAGAUGAGGGUCAAUGCACCAAUAGAGCUUGUAAGAAAGGCGGUAAAGUUGGCCGGGUUCACAAAUUCCAUGGGACGGCCACGGCCAAUAAAGCUACUUAUCUGUCUGGAUGAUGCAAAUAUCAUCAAAUGGUAUGCUGGUGUGGGGAGGAGGUGGCUAGAUUUUUUCUGCUGCUGUCGAAAUUUCAAGAUGGUCAAGAUUGUUGUGAGUUAUCACUUGAGGUUCUCCUGCUUCUUGACAUUGGCGGAGAAGCAUGAGUGCACCAAGAGGCAAGCAAUUAGCCAUUAUACAAAGGAUUUGAAGGUGACAAAUGAAAAUGGAGUGCCUGAAGUGUACUUUCCAACAGAGAAGGAGAUCAAGAUGAUGGGUGAUAAGAAUCUCUCCGAUCCAAAGCCUGUGGAUGGAGCCUUGACAAUGAUCUUGGUCAGGUUGGCGGUCGAUGACACCUCCCUCCCAUGCCUGGCUCAUUUUUGUGCUGGAACAGACACUGCCCUUUACCGGAUACGUCUUUUGCAGAAUCGCCUAAAUGUCGAUCCUUUGAAUGAAAAGAAGUGGGUCCAAGGACUAAGUGCCAUUCAUGAGAGCCUGAACAAGAAAUGCCUCCCACUGUGCUCCAUACAUGCAAGCGAUCUACUUCUUGGCAAGAUUACUCUCCAAGAUAUUGAUUGUACUCAGUUUGUUGAUGUGGUGUGAAAAGAAAAAACAACUUGCACGAUACCUCAUUCGAAGCACAAAGCUCACAUAAAGCUGCAAUACUGCAGUGCUUGCCAAGUGUAUUUAGUGCUGAUUGCAUUUGGCACUGUACAUAUCCUGGAUAUCCAUCCUGUCAUUGGGUAGAGCAAAUACUGAUUAGAUUUUUUUCAGAGGAAUGAUGUGGUAUGCUAGUUUUACAAUUGCAUGUGCAAACUAACUUCAUAUCAGUUUUACUCAGGUAGUUCUUUGGUGGGAGGUUCUUAUUGCUACGAGAUCCAUCUUAGGUCAAUAUUCAAUCAGAGCAAUAUUGUAUGUUUAUUUGUUUUUUCCAUCUAUGAAUGCAUAAGUGCUUCCUUUUGCCUUUCAGUACUCCACAUGGGCUUCACAUGGUAAGUAAAAUUGAUCAGGUGCAUCCUGAUCGAGCCAUUGACCCCCUUGGAAUUAUAUGUUCUGUGAGCAAGUUGACAUACCAGUUUCUCUGGUACAGUAGAACUUAUUUAUGGCUUGUUGGUCUCUUCUCGUCAAAUGUUCUGUCAAAUGUUCUGACCAAAGGUUUAGUGUUUAUCCUUCAUUUGCAAGAAUACUAGGUGUCGGCUAUGAUUUUGAACACCGAGGGAUAGACCUAGGAACAAAUGAACCACACAAAUUGCACAAAGAAUUUCACUCGAAUCACCAGUUACAUAUUUUAGACAAGUUAGUGGCUGGCCCAUUGUAUCAGUGUGCUAUAUUUGGUAGGCUUUGACAUGAACUUUUGGAAUUGCUGUGUUCCGGAUGCAUCAUCAUCAUCGUCCUGACGGUGCACACAGACAGAUACCCUUAGCCUUUCAGGAGGCUUUAAGAAUGUAAAAUUUGGUUGAUUAGAUCAAUGUUUCGGCAAUUUGAAUUUGACCUAUUCUCCAAUCCAUCCACCUGUUCUUUUUCCUGUGCAAUAUUCAUAUGCAGGAACCUUGCAGUGCGAUUUAACUCAUGAAGAUGGUCGAAUCAUAUUUCUGUGUGAACAAAGAAGCUGUAGUUAUUUGUGUAGAUGUUCGUAUAGUGUACUUAUGUACAGAGUUUGGUGGUAACAUGCAAAAGGAUUCAGAUUUGUGAAGUUAACUAGGAGUAAAUUAUAUGGUUAGAAACAUGCCUUUUCUUGCUCACGGAGUUUCGGGUCCUGCAGAGGGCUGGGGUAGUACAUAUCAUGACUGUUAUGAUGAAAUAGCCAUACACUUCCACUAUGAGGUUUACAAUAUUUAAAUAAUUCAGGAAAUAGGUUCCUGUAAUAGCUAGCUGGCAAAACUCAGUCUGCCGUGCCACUUUUCUGUUUGUGCUGUUCUUUGUUCUGUGGGCCUGGCUCAUAAACUUCACUAGGUAUAACGUUUGCUAGUUGUAGCUCAAUUUGGAGAGUAGUGAGGUGCGUGGCUGCUUUGGGGGUGUACUUCCUCGGGUUCUCUUGCCUGGGAAACCAUUUGUGAUUGUGUGCUCCUUGUGGUGACGCCCGACCAAUUAUUUAUGCUGCCUACACCCCUCUCACCCUCUGUUUCUUCCAUGUCUACUUUCUGUGAGAAAAUCGGUUUAGCUAGGCGGCUGUUUUCGGUUUUCUGUAGUUUUCUUAUAAAUGUGACUAUGGAGUAUGAUAUACAUGCAAUUCCUUAUCUGGUUUCUUUGCAUCGAGCUCAAUGUAAUAUCAAUAUUUUUUGCUGCUGCUGUCAUCAGACAUCCUCACUUCACCUCAAACAUUGCUCCCAGUGCUCGCCGCUCGGGCUGUGGAAGAUGCUCCACUCCUGAGAUCUCCGACCAUCUGUUCGUUGAUUGCCCUUUUGUCGACUCGCAACAUUCUCUGAAAAGAGGGCUUGAGACCUAUGGAUUGUUCAAAACCCACUUGCUCUUCACCCACAUACCUAGAGCAACAUUCUUAUUAUCCUCCUUUGGCUUGUCUGGUCUAAUCUGCCAUAUUUCUCUUUGUCGGCGACAUCCUUUGGCAUUGUGAUGAAGAUAUUGCCUUGUCUUGUCGAAAAAAAAAAGAUUCGAUAACACUGCUGGCUCUUGGCUAACUGAAGCUCGAAGCUUCCUGCUGUCCCCUCUCUCCUGAUUUUUUGUUUUGUUUUGAUGGACACUGAGUUGUAGGCUUGAGCCGCCCUAUUAUUAUUGGGCCUCUUCUGUCCUCCAUAGAUAUAUCCAGAGGCAUGAUACUGUCAAAUCUUCCUCCGAAGAAAUUAGUGAUGCACUUGCCAAGGAAGGAGAAGAUUUAGAGAUGAUGCUAACAUGUUGAGAACUUGUAUUAAUGCUCCAAUAAUUCCUAAAGUUCAAUAUUAUUCUCCACAAAUGUAUUUAAGUUAAACUACUUAAUUUUAUUAACACGCUUGGUGAGCGGCAAUAUUAGGAACGCAAACUCAUUAAUUCAAUAGUUUUAUCGUUGGUUUAACUCUUUGUAUUUUUGCCUUUUUUGUUCACACUUGUAUUUAUGUAAUUUAUGUUUCAGGUCCAAACGGAGUAGAAAAACUGUACUACAAACGUUUUCCAGGGUAGACAACAUGUUGGUGCCUGAAGCCACUCUGCGGGGCACGACAAAGACGGACCGGGAUCAGGAGACUUGCCUCUUGGCAGUCACGGCGUAACAUGCGCGCACCCAUCUGCCGUUCAAAUAAGAUCCAAUGGCACUGAGUGGCCCAAGUGAAAACAAGCCACUUCGUUCCUGAUCCAAAGAUUAACUAGAUAUAAUUAGCUCACGAGGCUAUAAUCUCCUUACUUGUAAAUGAUGUAGCCAUGUUGUUUAAUGAAUAAAGCAGAUUUAACUUUUAAAAAUAUAGUGGACGGUUUGCCAGAAUAGAAUCUGCAUCAUGC
Molecule: messenger RNA, 5144 nt
Organism: Triticum aestivum (bread wheat)
Lineage: Eukaryota; Viridiplantae; Streptophyta; Magnoliopsida; Poales; Poaceae
Product: nuclear intron maturase 3, mitochondrial
Exons: 3
Coding region: 96-2321 (741 amino acids)
Biological process (GO): homing of group II introns; mitochondrial mRNA processing
Cellular component (GO): mitochondrion
Molecular function (GO): RNA-directed DNA polymerase activity
Source: RefSeq, a predicted model, not a curated record